Molecule: messenger RNA, 2176 nt
Organism: Sphaeramia orbicularis (orbiculate cardinalfish)
Lineage: Eukaryota; Metazoa; Chordata; Actinopteri; Kurtiformes; Apogonidae
Product: low affinity immunoglobulin gamma Fc region receptor III-like
Exons: 6
Coding region: 552-1409 (285 amino acids)
Biological process (GO): immune response; cell surface receptor signaling pathway
Cellular component (GO): external side of plasma membrane
Molecular function (GO): transmembrane signaling receptor activity
Source: RefSeq, a predicted model, not a curated record
CUGUCCUCGGUCCAUGUUGGACAGAACGAGGCUGUUCCUGUCUGUUUUCACAGCUUUGGUCCAAUCAGACCAGAUAUGGGACAUGGAUGGACUAUGGAUGGAUGACCUGAGCAGUUCUAGUCUGGGAGGGGCUCCAGCAGCGGCACUGUUAGCUUCCACACUAGUGCUGUGGUGUUCCUCUGACACUAUGGCCCCACAGAUCAGCCUCCUCAUGUUCUGACCUUCACACACCUUCAUUUAUUCUGAGCAGAUCCAACUGGACCUGAUGAGGACAAACAGUAGUACAGGCUGAAACAGGACAGGAGGGGUUAGAGUGAAGAAAAAAAAGACAAAACCAACCCAGACACACACAGAGGAAGUGGGAGGGUUUUAGACGGACCGUCAAAACGUCAAACAGUAGGUGUGAAGUCAGACACAAGGACCAUGAAGGCAUCACCUGAACUGGGUCUGCUCUACGGACUGCAGAGGUUGUCCUGAGGUGCAGGUUUGUGUUGGAUGGUUCAGUGUUCAGACCCUCAGACCCACCUCACUGUCUUUUCUCUUCAGUUCUGAUGUCACUGCUGAGCUGCACAAACACAGCGUCUCUGAAGGUGAGUCCAAACUGGUCCCAGUUCUUUGAAGGACAGUUAGUGUCUCUGAGCUGUGAGGACGAAGGACCUGGAUGGACUCUGAGAAGAAAUACAUCUAGAGGAACCAGGAGACACUGUGGAACAGAAUGGGGUAGAGGGAAUGGGUCCUCAUGUAGGAUCCGUACGCUCUUCUCCUGGGACAGUGGUGUGUACUGGUGUGAGUCCUCAGAGGGACAGACCAGGACCAGCAUCAGCCUCAGUGUGACAGGUGGACCGCUGGUCCUGCACAGUCCUGUCCUCCCUGUGAUGGAGGGACAGGAAGUGUCUCUGCACUGUCGGACACGCCCUCCCUCCAACCGCUCAGCUGACUUCUAUAAAGAUGGAGUCUUCGUCGGCGUUGGGCCUGCAGGUCACAUGACCAUCCCCCAGGUGUCACUGGCUCAUCAAGGCGUCUACAGGUGUGACAUCACAGGAGUUGGACAGUCUCCGCCCAGCUGGAUGUCCGUCUCAGAGAAAUCUACCACCACAACACCUUCUGUUCCACCUUCUGUUCCACCUUCUGUUCCACCUUCUGUUCCACCUUCUGUUCCACCUUCUGUUCCACCUUCUCCUGGUUCUCUGGCUCUGAUGGUUCCUGUUGGAUGUACCUGUGCUCUGGUUUUCCUCAUCGUACUGGUUUUACUGGUGAUACGAUGCAAACGAAGGAGAACUGCAGGUGCAGAGGUGGACUCCACACAUGCAGACGUCACCUACGCUGACAUCACCACCAUAGUCACAUAUGAGGUCACCCAGGUCCAGACGUCAGGUAUGAGGUCACCCAGGUCCAGACGUCAGGUAUGAGGUCACCCAGGUCCAGACGUCAGGUAUGAGGUCACCCAGGUCCAGACGUCAGGUAUGAGGUCACCCAGGUCCAGACGCCGGUUAUCUUUAAGAGCUAAAAAUCAGUUUGGACGCUAAAAAUGUCAUUCAUUGAUUCAGAACGUCUGGUAUUGUCAGUUCUUUUGUGUCGUCUUCUAUUAAACAGUUAAAUUCAGUUGGUGGUGAUUUGUAUUUGUGUUUCUAUGUAUUUGAAAUGUCAAAUAUAUUGUGAAUUGUGAAUUUUUCUAUCCUUUUUUUGAUGUAUACUAUUAUGUAUAUGUACUGUUCAGUUGUUCAUUGUUCAAAUCAAAUAAAUAAAACAAAGCCGUAUCAUGCCUGGUAGUUUCCACAUACACUCUGGACAUCGUCACCACGUCAUCCACUCACAGUUCACAACAGUUUUUAAAAUAAUUUUAUAAACACCAAAGUUGACCCUUCAUGUAAAUUGAACUCUCAGUAUAUUUUAUUUGGCCUUUUCACAAACUGAUAAAAUAAAUCCAGAAAAAAAAUAUUAUCAACCUUUUAGUUAUUUUUGCCUAAUUUCACAUUCAUUGCACUAAAUUUGACUCCCAGUCAUCUACCUCCUUCAAAUCUCAACGUAAACAUUGGAUGAAGGAAAACCAAACCUGUGACCAUCAGUCGUUUGUCCUCACUGUGUUCUAUGUGUUUUUAGGAUGUUUGAUCUUUUUGUCCACUGUCUUUCCUGUCACCUGCCUAAGGACUACAGGUGGAAAUGAGUACUGCUGCUA